AGCUAAUAGUUUUUUGGAAGGGGCAGUAAAAAGGUUACUACAUGGAUAAUGAAGGAGGAAGAGAGAAAGGGGAAGCAAACAACUCAGUGGAGUCAUUUUCUGCUCUUUACAAGGAUGUUGUCAACGUUCUGGAUUUCAUUGAGAGGUUAAAGAAUGAAGAAGAUAAAAAGACUGUUGAAAUGGUUGAUCAAAUUGAAAAUCUGAAAUUUGGGAUGGCAUUUAUUUGUACGUACAUCCAGCUUUCUUAUUCCGAUUUGGAGCAAUUUGAUGAAUUAAUGUCUAUCCAAAGACAAGAGGUUGAAAAUAUUAUUCGAUCAAUUCUCUGUGAUGUUGAGUUUAACGUGGCAAUUAAAUACAACAUACAUCAUGUCCUUACUCGCCUCAGGGAUAAUAUUGAUUAUUUUAUCAGCUCUCAGAAUCGUUCUACAUCAAGUGCCACCAUGACUGAGGAGCAGAUGGACUUCCUCCUCCUGAAUCUCCAUCACCUAUCCAAGUAUCUUACUGAACAGACUCAGUAUGAGAUUCUUCACAAUGUGUGUGGCAACAUGAAAGAUUUCCAUGGUUUGAUAGUGAAUGGGUGCAUUGAGCACGAGAUUGUUGAAUAUGUCUUACCUCAGUUUCAACUCAUGGCUGAGAGAGUAGGACGCUUCCUUUGGGAUGAUCAAAUUGAUGGAGAGUCUCGACACUUCAAGCUAGCACAUCUACUCAUGAAGAUUAUUCCAAUUGAGCUGGAGGUUGUGAACAUAUGUUUUACAAAUUUGAAAGCUUCAACUUCAGCAAAAGUUGGACACUUCAUUAAGAAACUCCUGGAAAUCUUUCCUGACAUUCUUAGAGAAUAUCUGAUUCAUCUACAGGAGCACAUGAUAAAUGUUACUACCACCACUACUUCAGGGGCUCAAAACAUUCAUGUCAUGAUAGAGUUCCUAUUAAUUAUUCUUUCUGAUAUGCACAGGGACUUUAUUCAUCAUGACAAAUUAUUUGAUCUUUUGGCUCGUGUUGGAGAACUUACCAGGGAGGUAUCAACUCUUGUUCGCGACUUAGAAGAAAAAUUAAGGAAUAAAGAGAGUACUGACAAAACAAAUUGUGCAACCCUAGACUUGCUGGAAAAUAUUGAACUCCUCAAGGAAGAUCUCAAACAUGUUUAUCUAACAGUCCCGGACUCAUCUCAAUGUUGCUUCCCCAUGAGUGAUGGACCUCUCUUCAUGCAUCUGCUACACAUGCACUUAGAUGAUUUGCUGAAUUCCAAUGCUUAUUCAAUUGCUUUAAUAAAGGAAGAAAUCAGGUUGGUGAAAGAAGACCUAGAAUCCAUAAGAUCUUUUUUUGUGAAUAUUGAGCAGGAAUGGUACAAAGAUCUCUGGGCACGUGUUUUAGAUGUGGCAUAUGAGGCAAAAGAUGUCAUUGAUUCAAUAAUUGUUCGAGAUAAUGGUCUCUUACAUCUUAUUUUCUCACUUCCCAUUACCAUAAUGAAGAUCAAGCUUACCAAAGAACAGGUCUCCAAUUUACAUGAGAAGAUUCCCAAGAACAGAGGUCUCCUUGUUGUAAACUCUCCCAAGAAGCUAGUUGAAAGCAAGUCAUUACCGGCUGGUAAAAUUAUUGUAGGUUUUGAGGAGGAGACAAUUUGGAUAAUUGAGAAGCUCACCCGUGGAUCGGCAAAUCUAGAUGUCAUUUCGAUCACUGGCAUGCCGGGUUCAGGUAAAACUACUUUGGCGUACAAAGUAUACAAUGAUAAAUCAAUUUCUAGUCAUUUUGACCUUCGCGCAUGGUGCACAGUCAACCAAGAAUAUGAUGAGAAAAAUUUGUUGAAUAAAAUUUUUAAUCAAGUUAAUGGCUCGGAUUCAAAAUUGAGUGAGAAUAUUGAUGUUGCUGAUAAGCUACGGAAACAACUCUAUGGAAAGAGGUAUCUUAUUGUUUUAGAUGACGUGUGGGAUACCUCAAAAUGGGAUGAGUUAACAAGACCUUUUCCAGAAGUUGAGAAAGGAAGUAGAAUUAUAUUGACGACUCGAGAAAAGAAAGUGGCUUUGCAUGGAAAGCGCAACACUGAUCUUCUUGACCUUCGAUUGCUAAAACCAGAAGAAAGUUGGGAGUUAUUAGAGAAAAGGGCAUUUGGAAACAAGAGCUGCCCUGAUGAACUAUUGGAUGUUGGAAUAGAAAUAGCCCAAAAUUGUAAAGGGCUUCCUUUGGUGGCUGAUCUGAUUGCUGGAGUCAUUGCAGGGAGGGAAAAGAAAAAGGCAGUGUGGCUUGAAGUUCGAAAUAAUUUGAAUUCCUUUAUUUUGAACAGUGAAGUGGAAGUGAUGAAGGUUAUAGAACUAAGUUAUGACCAUUUAUCAGAUCAAGUAAAAUUGUGCUUGCUUUACAUUGCAAGUUAUUCGAAGGACACUGGAAUGAUAAUUUCUGGGUUGAUAGAUUUAUGGCAUGCUGAAGGACUUGUGGAGCAGACAGAGAUGAAGAGUGAGGAAGAAGUGAUGAAGGUUUAUUUGGAUAACUUAAUUUCCAGUAGCUUGGUAAUUAUUUUCAAUGAGAUUGGUGAGUACCCGACUUGCCAACUUCAUGACCUUGUGCAUGACUUUUGUUUGAUAAAAGCAAGAAAGGAAAUGUUGUUUGACCGGAUAAGUUCAAGUGCCCCAUCUUCUUCUUCAGAUUUGAUGCCACGUAUAGUGACCAUUGAUUGUAAAAGCAAGUUCUUUGGCCUUGAAAAUUUUGUCCUGUUCGGUUCAAAUAAGAAAAGGCAUUCUGGUAAACACCUGUAUUCUUUGAGGAUAAAUGCAGAUAAUCUUGACGGCGGUCUUUCUGAUACAUGUCACCUAAGACACUUGAGGCUUCUUAGAGUGUUGAAACUGGAUCACACUUUUAAGGUGAAAGAUUCUUUGCUGAAUGAAUUAUGCAUGUUGGUUCAUUUGAGGUUCUUACGAAUUGGGACAGAAGUUAAAUCUCUGCCUUCAUCUUUCUCAAACCUCCGGAAUCUAGAAAUCCUCUCGGUGUAUAACAACGGAUCAACCUUGGUACUAUUACCGAGAAUUUGGGAUCUAGUAAAGUUGCGAAUACUGCACAUGACUUCUUGUUCUUUCCUUGAUAUGGAUACAGAUGAACCAAUUCUGAUAGCAGAGGACACAAAGUUAGAGAACUUGAGAUAUUUAGAGAACCUGGUGCUUUCCUAUUCGAAAGAUGCAGAGGAUAUUUUCAAAAGGUUUCCCAAUCUUCGAAUUCUUGUAUUCGUUCUCAAGGAAUCACGGGAUUGUUCAACAAAACGACAGUGGUUCCCAAAAUUGGAUUUCCUAACUGAUCUAGAACGCCUCAGUGUAGAAUUUGAAAGUUCAAAUGACAGUGAGCCCUCUGUAGGGACAAAUUGGCUGUGUAAUUUUCACUUCCCUUCAAGUUUGAAAAUAUUGUCAUUAGGUAAAUUUCCUCUCUCACCCGAUUCAUUAUCAACAUUAGCUAGACUGUCCAACCUUGAAGGGUUGUCCCUUGAGAACACAAUCAUUCACGGGGGAGAAUGGAACAUGACGGAGGAAGACACCUUUGAGAAUCUCAAAUUUUUGGAGUUGGAUGAAGUGACACUUUUUAAGUGGGAGAUUGGAGAGGAAUCAUUUCCCGUGCUUGAGAAAUUAGAACUGUGGAGAUGUCGUAUGCUUGAGGAGAUUCCGCCAAGUUUUGGGGAUAUUUGUUCAUUGAAAAUUAUCAAACUUGUAGAGAGCCCUCAACUUAUAGAUUCUGCUAUGAAGAUUAAGGAAUAUGUUGAAGAUAUCAUGGGAGGGGACGAGCUUCAGGUUGUUGGCCGGAACAAUGUCCCAUUAUUUUAAGUAGUUCUUAAGCUGUAUGUGUGAAAAGUCUUGAGCUCUCUUACCCUGCGGAAAUAUAUCACAUGUAAAGAAGAUGAUUACAAUUCCCUUUGCCGAUACACCUGCACCAACAAUCACCAUCGAUAAGGAUUUGGAGUUGAGAAGCUGCUGUAUCUAAUGAUCAAGAUGUUUGAAUUGGUUUGGCCUCAUUUGCAGCAGUGGCAACUUUAAGUCCAUUAAUGAAGAGAAGUUGUGUUGUAAUCAGGCACUCUUACAAAUUGUGACAGCUGUGGCAGGUGCUAGAUUAUAUUGAACCGAAUGUUUCCUUGACAGAGCGAGGCCUUGUAGCUAUCUCAGCUGGCUCCACUUGCUUCUAUACUUGUGCUACCAAAUGAUAAAUGCCGCCCUGGUUACUAUUGCAAGGAACUGUCCUAACUACAAGGGAUUGGGACGGUUUUCUCUCUCUCUUGCCUCAUCGUGUGUUUCAUUACAGCAGCGCCCAUGCUAACAAGUUAGAGAUACUCUCUGUACCUCCACUAGUGUGUGCUCUCCAUUUGUCAAAGCCUUUGCAAGUUGGAGAUAAUCGGAAACUGCCCCUUGGACAACUAGGCUCUGUUGGUCAGUUGGAGAUAAUCAGAGACUGCCCCCUUGGGCGACAAGGCUCUGUUGGUCAAUGCUGCAAAGCUGGAGACGAUGUGAUAUCUUUUUGGAUGUCUUCUUGUUCAGUAAGUUAUGGAAGUUGCCAUGGGUUGAUUGUUGAUGGAGAUGUGAGUGAUUCAAAGUGAAAAAACAAUUAUUUGGAGUUUUUUUUGAAGUUUGAAAUAUUCUGGCAAAAUUUGGGAGGAGAAUUGUAACAAUUCAUGUCCAAACAUGAUUUCGGAAUACAAAUUCACCCGUUGCCAAUCAAAUUUCUACUCCAAAACAACUUUUUACAAUAUAUAUUUCAUUGUUGUUACUCGAUACAACAAAAUGUCCUGUAAAUUUUUAGGAACUAGGAAGGUGGGAGUAACAAAGAUGAUAUGUAGGUUUUCCAUCUUUUUUUGCCAGCAGGUGGAUAUGCCACUUUCAGCUAAGUUUGUUGAAUUGACUUUCGUUUAAGUAAAUAUAACUUCACCAUACUGUUGUAAAAUUCAAGUAUAAUAAGUUUUUUAUUCA
This is a messenger RNA of Solanum tuberosum (potato), 4931 nucleotides long. Its product is annotated as putative late blight resistance protein homolog R1A-3. NCBI's taxonomy places the organism in Eukaryota, Viridiplantae, Streptophyta, Magnoliopsida, Solanales, Solanaceae. The transcript is spliced from 5 exons. The record is from RefSeq and is a predicted model, not a curated record. Gene Ontology annotation, molecular function: ADP binding. The coding region runs from base 42 to 3797 and encodes 1251 amino acids.